Molecule: messenger RNA, 605 nt
Organism: Heterobasidion irregulare TC 32-1
Lineage: Eukaryota; Fungi; Basidiomycota; Agaricomycetes; Russulales; Bondarzewiaceae
Exons: 1
Coding region: 10-270 (86 amino acids)
Source: RefSeq, a predicted model, not a curated record
AGAUCUAUCAUGUAUCACGGUCCCGAUAGCUGGCCGGGCCCUCUGCGAUACCCAUCUAAUAUUCAUAUAUACAUCUGUACCGUACCGACCUUCACUGCUUGUCAUGCCCUGCGAUGCCCAGCCCAUGAUGAUAUGUACCUCCGCCUGAGACGACACACGACGAUGCAAGAUACUUAUACAGACACAUGCGAGAAGACAGACGAAACGAAACGAGCGAACACCCCGGCGGUACACGACUGCCCUACCGCAAGUACCAACAAUAAAAAGUAACCUCAAUCCACGGCCGCUUUUACACGCGCCCCGCCGCCUCCCCUCUUCGCAUACCCGUCUCGUCUCUCCUCACGCGAGCACAACCGCCCACCGCUCAGUCGUCCUUCUUCGCUCCGGCCAACGGCGACUUCACGAACGGGAACCCAGCCGCCCCGGGAGCAGGCGACCGCGGAAACGCCGUCGACCCCGCACUCGGCGUCGGCGGGAAAUGCGCAUAGCUCGGCGUCACCGCCGGCGAACCCGCGUUUGCGUUCGCCGCGCCGAGGAACGGCGACGGCGCGGGCAUCGACGGCGAGCGCGCGGAUGCAGGGCCGGGCCCGAACGCGCUGGACGGC